UGCUCUACAUUUCCCAGCUUCUCUUGGCUUUUAAAGACCCCCAUUCCAUCAUUUUAACAAUUCUUGUCUUUUGGACUUUUACUGCAAAGUUGUUUCUUUAGACUAUUUUUUCCUCAGCUGUUUUCAGGUGGAAUCUGCACCAGUAUUACUUUUCAGUCAUUUCUAGUGAGAGAAAACCUCUCUUCUGCUGGCUUUAUUACCGGGAUGCGGGUGGCCGUGAAUGCAAACUGAGUUAAAGAUAAAGAGAGACGUGAACGCGCAUCGCCGGCAUCCUUUCUGAAGUCUUUGUUGCAUCCCUGUCCUAAAUAAGAAACUUUCUCUGGGAUGUAAGGAGACACUACACGGUUCUGGUUUUCAGUUUUUCAACAAAGGAAUUAACUUUUUUUUUUCACCGAGGAACAAUCAUGGCGAUAUUUUGGUUGAAUAUGCGUGUUGUCCUCCUUUUACUCGGAUUAGUUUUGCUCCUUUCUCCAUCAACGAGAGCCGAGCCGGAGCUGCAAGACGAAGAGGAAGAGGAAAGUUCCUGUCAGGGCGCGUUUGACCUGUAUUUUGUGCUUGAUAAGUCUGGCAGUGUGAAAAACCACUGGGAGGAAAUCUACUAUUUUGUGGAGAAUUUAGCAGAGAAAUUCAAAAGUCCAAUGCUGAGGAUGUCCUUCAUAACAUUCUCCUCCAGAGCGUCCACCAUCAUGAAACUGACAGAAAACAGAGUGGACAUUAAAAAGGGGCUGAAUGCCCUGAAAAGAGAGGUUCCAGGUGGAGACACAUUCAUGCACCUUGGAUUGCAUAGGGCAAAUGAGCAGAUAAACCAGGAAAACUUUGGCACAGCCAGCGUGAUUAUUGCACUGACAGAUGGAGAGCUGCAGGAACAUCAACUCAUUACUGCACAGCAAGAGGCAGAGAGAGCUAGGUCUCUUGGAGCAAUUGUGUACUGUGUUGGUGUGAAAGAUUUCAAUGAGACACAGCUGGCCACCAUUGCAGACACCAUCGAACACGUGUUUCCUGUGUUGGGCGGCUUCCAUGCCUUAAGAGGAGUCAUUGAUUCGAUCAUCAAGAAAUCCUGUAUUGAAAUAUUGGCAGCUGAGCCCUCCAGUGUGUGUGCAGGAGAGUCUUUCCAAGUGGUGGUGAGAGGAAACGGAUUUCUCCAUGCCAGGAACAUCAACCAGGUGCUCUGCAGCUUCAAAAUCAAUGACACCAUCACAAUUAACGAGAAGCCAGCUGGAGUAGAAAACACAUUCUUACUGUGUCCAGCUCCUGUCAUCGAUGAAGUUGGGAAGGUGAUUUAUCUCCAGGUGAGCAUGAACGAUGGCCUUUCCUUCAUCAGCAGCAACGUGCACAUCACAACUACAGAAUGUUUUGAUGGCACCAUCCUCCUGAUCACCCUGCUGGUGUUGUUCUUGCUGCUGGCUCUGCUCUUCAUGUGGUGGUUCUGGCCUCUCUGCUGCACUGUGGUGAUCAAAGAGCCACCUCCUCCACCUCCUCCUGAGCCUGAGUCUGAUGAUGAAGAUGGCCUGCCCAAGAAGAAGUGGCCCACUGUGGAUGCUUCUUAUUAUGGAGGAAGAGGAAUAGGAGGAAUCAAGCGGAUGGAGGUGCGUUGGGGAGGAAAGGGCUCAACAGAGGAGGGGGCCAAGCUGGAGAAACCAAAGAAUGCUGUGGUGAAAAUGCCUGAGCAGGAGUACGAGCCCUUCGAGCCCAAACCUAAGAAAGCUCACAACAAGAAGGCGCCUCAGAACCGGAAGUGGUAUACACCCAUCCGGGGUAAACUCGAUGCUAUCUGGGCUCUGUUUCGUCGUGGGUAUGACCAGGUCUCCUUGAUGCGCCCUCAGCCUGGGGAUCAUGGCCGAUGCAUAAACUUCACAAGAGUGAAAGAGGAAUCAGCAGCAGCAAAGACCAAACCUCGCAGCCCGAUCCACACACCCUCUCCUCCGCCACCAGAUUACCCCUCCGUUGCCCGCCCUGUACCCUCAUCUCCCACCUCCACAAGCCCUCCUGCCAGAUCACCCCCAACAGGACAGGUACUCCCAGGUCCUCCACCAGCUCGCACACCACCAGGGCUACCCUGUCCACCCCCAUCACGUCCCCCACCCACCCUACGACCCUGAACCACACAGACAAACCCCACUGAACCCUAAAACCCCAGCUUUGGUAUCACAGACUCACAGCUCAGACAAGUUCUUUCAGUUGAGAAGUUCUCAGUCUUCGCUGCCAAAGAAACUCCUGCGAUAAGCCAAAGAUGAGUAGUAUCUGAAUUAAAGUUGUGUUUUCUUCUUGUUUAGAGAAGAGUCAAGUCAAACUGUUACUAAAAGGUUUUUGUUGUUUCAAAAACGCUGCCAGCUAGUGUGGCAAUUCUAGAGGGGAAAGAUUUAAAUACAGAGACAAACCUUAACACAAAUCUGGAACCAGCCUCACUGAAAGUUGUACAGGAAGAAUUUUAAUUUUCUGAUGAGCAAUAAAAAUUGUUUUUAAGAAGCAGUUUGAUUUGACAUUCAGGCCCAAACAGAUGGGAAUUGAGGUGAUUCUGGGAAAUAUUGUGACUAAGUGCUGGUGUUGUAAGAUCAGGGAUCGUUGCUGGACAGCAAAGCAUGUAGGGACAUGAAGUCUAUAGAACAUUAUUGCAAUGUAAGAAAUGUCUUUCAUUCACAUGGUAUGAGGUAAAAAGUAGGUUUAUAAUGAGCUUUAAAUCUUCAAGCAGAACAUAUUGGUUGAUUCCUCAAUUGCUGUGAAGGUGAAUCAGAAAUUCUGAGAAUUUGUCUUGAGCUGUCAUUUUAACUGGUCAGUGUCAAGUUCAGACCUGUGUCCAUUGCUGCUGGUUUUUGUCGUGGCAGUGCUCAGUUUCAGAGCACCUCACCAGCAACUCUGCCUCCCUUGGCAGGAUCUAAAAAGUCUUUUCAAAGCUGCUCCCUGCUGUUUAAACCUCCUUUGUUCAAGGAAAUUUCCCAAAGAUAUCACUGAAACAAUGUAAAGGAAUCAUGUCCUGGCAUCAGCAGCAGGUCAGAUCAGGUAUAGGUACAUAUGCUGGUCCGACAUUUUGCUGCAUCAACCUUGGUCCUGUUCUGCUCUCGCCUCCUGAUGGCCAUCCUCCAAGCCUGCGGCAGGCACAUGUGCCAUCUCUCCAGGUAUCCCCCAGUUGCUCAAUCCACAAUGCACGCGAUCGCCCCCUGCAUCUGGACCAGCCCACCAGGUUCUAUGCAUCCAGUAUGAGGUGAGCUGGAUCAGGCCUGGGAAAGCGUGCCAGGUGCCAGUAAAAGCGCAGCUGCUGUUCACGUAACAGGCAGCUGACCCUUCGCAUCCUCACACUCCUGAGUAUGUCAGCAAUAGACACAUGGUCUUGCCAAUGCUACCCAAAAAUGCGCCAAAGAGAAGGUGUCACAAGGUGUCCAGUCAGCACCUCUAGCCAUCAGUCAAUGCCCAAGCCUCACAAGAGCAUAGGAAUACUGGGAGGUUCAAGGACUGAAAGACUCUGACUUUCAUCUGCAUGCUCAGAUACCGGCAAACCGAUCACCCCAUACGUGAGCCCAAGUCUUUGGUUGAGCUCAGCCAUGCAGUUAGCAGAUCCAUGGAUUAUGCUGCUUAGGUAGAUGAACUGCUCCACAAAUUCUUUGAUGGCGGCAUCCAAGCAGUCCCUAAAUGCUUGGAUCUUUGUUUUCACCCAGGAGAUGUCCCAACGCUUCGGCCCCCUCACUCAGCAAGUUAGCAAGGAUCACAGCAUCAUCAGCAAAGUCCAGACCAGUGAUCUGGACAUCGCCAAAUGGCACUUCACAGUUCACUUCCCUCUUGACCCGCCCCACUGUCCAGUCCAUACACUUGCUGAAGAGUGUAGGGGCAAAGACACACCUGUCUUACCCCAAAAUCAACUGGGAAGAAGUCAGAGGUGGAGCCACCACAAUACACAGUACUCUCUGUACAAGACUAUAGGCCCUUUAGGGCACAGGUGGGAUCCCGUGGAGCUGCAGAAUCCUCCAGAGAGUGUCUCUACUCAAGUGCCUUCAGGAAGUUGCCAUAGGGUGCAGACAACCCUCUACUGAAUUCCCAAAAGCAUUUUGUGAGGGCUCAGAGUGCUAGGAUGCAUUCUACCGUUGACCUCUUAGGUAUAAAGCCCAACUAUAGCAGCAGCUAGACCUGAAAUUGGACCCUCUGAAUCAGUCUCCCAUAUCUGCCCUCCCUAUCAUGAAGGGUCAAGUGGCAUUGACGAGUGCCCACUGUUUCAAAAGUUGAAGUAUUUUCCAAGUUAGGCCCCUGUUAACAAAAAAAAGGUGCCGCUUAGAGCACAUUUGCACUCAUAGGAUGCUUGGUGCUAAAAACAUUGGUCCACAUUGGUUUUGUAUGAACAGGAGUGUUGCCAGUGCAUGACCCAGCAUCUCUGGACACAGGCCUCUACUAAUCAGAAAAGUGAAAGGUGUAAUUUUAAGCAUUGUCACCUGUUGUCAGUGCCAAAGUAUUUUUCUUCAACUUUGUUCCAAAUUUAUUUCAUUCCAGCAACAAAUUCCAGCCUUUGUGUUCGAAAGUGUUGCAGUCCAGUGUUUGUACCAUAAAGUGACAGGGAAGUGUACAGAUGUUUUAUGGAAGGGAUGUUUUUUAAUGAUGUGUUUGAGAUGUGCUUUUUAUUGUUAUGGGGUUUAUGUCUUUGAGGCUUUGGAUAUUGUCUUUCACACUUUUUCAUUUAGUUGAAUUUAGAAAACAACUAUCUCUAUUUUUGUUUUUUGUUUUUUGGUAUCUGCGCACAUAGACUGCUGGGCAACAACAAUAUGUAUUUUUUUAAGCUUUUGAUUUUUUUUUUUUUUUUUUUUUUUACAUCAAGCUUAAAAUAUUCAGGUUAACAUCUCUCCUAUGAUCUUUAAUCAUUCUUACACAGAUACUGUACUUAAAUACCAAUGUGCGUGUUUUAUGUCUUCACUUUUAUCAUCACCGGUCACAUUGCAACUGCAGGGCAGUUCAAAGAGCAUCUAAUUUAUUUUACUCCCUGAGAGAAAUAGAGGAGAGUACUUGAAUAUCGACAAGGUGUCCAACCACAAAGACGGACACUGUGCGCAGAAUAUAGAAACAACAUCUUGUCAGUUAUGGGUCUUACAUGGACACCAGCUUCUUUUCAGUCAUUCAGAUACACCUAGAAGGAUUUAGUAUUGAAAGAUUAAAACUUAGAAAGAUUCAAAAACAAUCCGCAAAAGUUUAAAUUUAGUUGCAUUUUGCUCUCUAGAGCCUCUCAUUAGCAGGUGAAUGAUGCUAACAGCGAAAUCUAAAAUGGGAAACAUCACAUCUCUCAUGUUUUUCUUUGUAGAAAUUAGGUUGAAAAAUGCUGGUAUUCAUUUUAUGUUUAAUGCCUUCUGGAAUUUAUUAUUUUGGGGGAUUUUAUUGUUUUGGGUUUUUUUAAGUUAAGUCAUGUAAGGUUGUGUUAGCUCCUAUAUUCAUAUCUCUUUGCCUUAAAGCAAAUAAGGCUAAAUAAGGAGGCAUACAUCACUUCACAAAUUUGUCAAUCAACAUUAAUGUUUUGGUUUCGUUUUACUGUGACUCAUAAAUUCUUGAACAGCUCUGAUUAGUUGAAAAAGGGAGUUUUUUUCUUUUUUAUAAAUGAGGCUAAGUACACUUUUUAUACAUGUGUUUUGUACAAGCUUUCAGGUCAGACGAGCAGAAGCAGGAUUAUUCCUAAGAAAACAUUACCUUAAACCUUUAAACACAUUUAUACAUGAUGAUGUGAGGUUUAUCUUUCUCCUUUUGUUUCUCUGGCAGAGUUAAGAUCUCUGAUAAACCAAAGCAGAUCUCACACCUGAGUUUGCAUUCAAUAAUGCUGCUUUCCUAUUCAUCAUAAGAGUAUUCAGUGUGUUUUUACCCACAGUCACAUUUAAGGAAAAGGUUUGGAUUGAAAUGCAAAGUCUAGUUAUAAUUUCCUAUAAAAUCUGUGAUCAGAACAUAUAGAUAUGAUAAUGUUUCUAUAGCUGUCAGAUGAGAUGCAUUAUGUUAAUCAGUGAUUCUUACGUGUAUUAACAGCAGAGCUGAAGACAUACAUGAUUUUUUUAACAGUAUCAAUAAAGGUUGACU
This is a messenger RNA of Cheilinus undulatus (humphead wrasse), 6030 nucleotides long. RefSeq names its product ANTXR cell adhesion molecule 1c (gene antxr1c). The record is from RefSeq and is a predicted model, not a curated record. Lineage: Eukaryota; Metazoa; Chordata; Actinopteri; Labriformes; Labridae. Gene Ontology annotation, cellular component: membrane. Gene Ontology annotation, molecular function: signaling receptor activity. The coding region runs from base 405 to 2099 and encodes 564 amino acids. The transcript has 18 exons.